AUGUUCGGGCCUAAUUAUUAUGCAAUCUCCUACGUUUGGGGCCCCAACGUGAAGGACAAAGCCAUUCUAUGCAACGAAAAGACUACGUACAUCACGCCAAAGCUUUUUGAAGCUUUGCACCAAAUUCGCGAGCAUGUUGGUCAGCAAAUAAUCCUUUGGACCGACUCCCUGUGCAUCAACCAAGACAACGAGGAAGAGAAGAGCCACCAGGUGGCUCUCAUGAGUCAAAUUUACGCCAGGGCGUCUAGGGUACUGGUUCACCUGGCGGGCGGGGACGACGGCCGCGCGUCGAAAGCGGGAUCACUGAUUCGGGAGCGAGAUGCGUAUGUUCGACAGAACCUCAGUUUACUGGCUGGUAUCCGAAGUCUAUGGUACGAUUUCCCACAGCUGAGCACCGAAGAGAGAGACAACAUCACCCAUGAUGAGAGAUGGGAAUCCUUCAAUCAAAUGCUAUCCCAGCCCUGGUUCAAUCGUGGCUGGGUCGUCCAGGAAGCAGCACUAGGUCAGAGCACCGAUGUUCUCUGGGGAGGAGAAAUCAUCGCCUGGGACCAAUUGAUACGUUGUGCCGCAUGGGUUUGCUUUCGCUGCAUAGACGUUGAGGAAGAGUAUAUGCGCGAUCGUUCCAGUAUCCAUUUCCACAUCAAGCUACACCUGGAACGUUACGCGAAGGAAGCAGCAGUCUAUCGCUAUUUGACAGACGGAUUGGACAUCGCUGCGAUUUUGAACCUUGCGCGAGAGACAGAUAUGACGAAUCCUAAAGACAGGAUAUUCGCCUUCUUAUCCCUAGGAGUAUUCAGCCACAAGGGUGACGGGGGUAUUUACGAAGAAAGACCCAAGAUGCGAGUUACCUACCUCUCCCUACUGUGGUUGGCCCCCUAA
This is a messenger RNA of Colletotrichum siamense, 879 nucleotides long. RefSeq names its product Heterokaryon incompatibility protein 6, OR allele. The coding region runs from base 1 to 879 and encodes 292 amino acids. The transcript has a single exon. NCBI's taxonomy places the organism in Eukaryota, Fungi, Ascomycota, Sordariomycetes, Glomerellales, Glomerellaceae. The record is from RefSeq and is a predicted model, not a curated record.